Messenger RNA from Xiphophorus maculatus (southern platyfish), 1412 nucleotides. RefSeq lists its product as uncharacterized. NCBI's taxonomy places the organism in Eukaryota, Metazoa, Chordata, Actinopteri, Cyprinodontiformes, Poeciliidae. Bases 181 to 1362 code for a protein of 393 amino acids. The transcript is spliced from 16 exons. The record is from RefSeq and is a predicted model, not a curated record.
GUGGACGUACGAAUGGAGGAGAGAUGGGUCGUUCAUACACAGGACACAGAAAAAAAACUUGACUUUCAGUGUUUCUGAGUCCAGCGGAGGAGAUUACAGGUGUCUGGGUUUUCUCAAAGAUGACUGGCUUUCUUCGACAGAGUGGAGUGAACCCAUCUCACUGUCAGUGUUACGUAAGUCAUGUGUAAACCAAAGGCCCAUCUGACUAUGGGCAGCACAGAGCUGCCAGUAGGAGGCAACGUGAUACUAACCUGCUCACUAAACACAUCGUCACCGUUUAGUUUGAAAUAUUUCUGGUACCGAGGAGAAAAAUCAUCAGAGCCUGUGAGCUCGCAAGAUGCUGAUUUCCUUUCAAAUGGACAAAUGAGCGUCUCAGAGGAAGGACUGUACUGGUGCAGAGGAGGAAGAGGAGAACCAGUUUACUACACGGACUACAGUGAUCACGUCAAUAUCACUAAGAACUUAUCCGUUGAGUCCGGCGGUCCAGUCGGCUCUUUGUUGCUCGUGCUGCUGGUUGUUGCUCUCCUUGGUGGAAUCAGUCUAAUUAUUCUGCUGCUCUUGUUUUGGCGCAGCAGACAGACGAAAGAUUUUCGGCACGUGAGAUUAAAUCCAUCACAGAUCUCCAAUCAGAGCUUCACCGCUAAUCAUGGAGUCAACCACAGUGAGAUGUACACCUCCCACCCUGAGGUAAACAAUCCUUCUCUCAGUUUGUCACUCGGAUCCUCAGAGGUCAACAGGAACAAUAAAUCCGACACUGUUUACUCCCUGGCUGAAUUAAAAACCUCUGGGACAAAGAGGAGUCCUCCUGAUCCAGAAGAGGGCGCUCUUUGGUCACAUGUGAAAACACAAGCUAUAGAUGAAUCCAUAGACAAUGGGUACUCUCUGCUUGAAGUAAAAAACUUUGGAACAAAGAGACUUUCUGUUGGUCCAGAAGUGAACACUGUUUACGCCAAGGUGAAAAAAGGAGCUACAGCAGAUAAAUCCAUAAACACUGUCUACUCCCAGAUUGAAGGGAAAAAUGUUGGGAUGAUGAAACUUCCUGUUGAUCCAGAAGAGGUCGCUGUUUAUGCUAAUGUGAAAAAAGGAGCUAUAGAUAAAUCCAUAGACACUGUGUACUCCCUGACUGAAAUGAAAAACUUUGGGACGAUGAAAGAUCCACAUGAUCCACAAGAGGGCGCUGUUGGCUCCGACAUGAAAACAGACUGUACAGCAGCGUCUACUGAGAUGAACCAUUUGAAAAAAGCCAAGAAAAAAACUAAAGGAAAACGGAGUCGUUCAGCAGAUGCAGCAGUUUAUGCUAACGAGUCAGGAACAGCUGUGGCUAGUGAUGGUCCCAUGUCCAGAAAAGCCAAAAAGCAUUAAAACUCUCAUUGUUUAGCUGUUAUCUAAAAUAAACAGCAUCUCAAAAAUGA